Funneliformis geosporum is the source of this 724-nucleotide messenger RNA. The record is from the annotation of a GenBank genome assembly. Lineage: Eukaryota; Fungi; Glomeromycota; Glomeromycetes; Glomerales; Glomeraceae.
AUGAAAACCCUAUUAAUCUCUUUCAACCAACGUAAACAUUCAUUUAACGCGAAGUGGAACCUUGAUCUCCAUGGGUUUCUCACUCGUGAUGAGUUGGAAGGGCGGGUCAAGGAAAUUAAUACUCGGAUCCGCGACUAUCCGCUAUUAAAUGUGAGAUUAGCGCGAAUUGUGAUGUAUUGCUCAAUCGUGGUUAUGCUGUUACUCAGUAUUGUAUUCGCUUCGAAAAGUAUAUUUCUUUUUGGCGUAUGUUUCAUACUCUCUCUUAUCGGAUGUUUUGGGGGCGGAUAUUAUAUUGAUGGCUUAGCAAAACGUCGCGCCAAAAUUUUUACUGAUGCCGUGAGAAAUUUGUUCAAUGAAUACAACAAUCGAGACAACCCAACCGCCAACUGGAGUAUUGAGUGGUGCACCACCAUCACCGCGUACAAAGCAAAGAAGGGGUCGAUCAAGCCGAGAUUUGCCGAUUACGUUGUGAUAGAGCUCGAUAUAUCGGAUGCGCUAUCUACCCUUACGGCCAAUACCGUUUACGUGAACCUUCCUAUUUCAAAUACAAAACAACAAGCAUUCACUCCGCACAUGGCUGUAGAAUUUGCUCCAUGUCAAGAAGCGCCAUCGGAAGCUUCAAAAGCUCCAAAAGCUCCAACGAAUUUAAUAAUUGAAUCUAUUGGAACUAUAACAAAACAACCUUCUUCUGUAACCGUACCGGAAAACCUUACUGUACCAACCA